Molecule: messenger RNA, 2609 nt
Organism: Alosa sapidissima (American shad)
Lineage: Eukaryota; Metazoa; Chordata; Actinopteri; Clupeiformes; Clupeidae
Product: 2-oxoisovalerate dehydrogenase subunit alpha, mitochondrial-like
Exons: 8
Coding region: 316-1653 (445 amino acids)
Biological process (GO): branched-chain amino acid catabolic process
Molecular function (GO): oxidoreductase activity, acting on the aldehyde or oxo group of donors, disulfide as acceptor
Source: RefSeq, a predicted model, not a curated record
GCGAGAUGUACUUGGAGACGCGCGCACGCAUGCAUUGAAUGAACGCUCAUACCACCACACUUAAUUGUAUGACUCUAUGUUUGAUGACACCAAAUUAGCAAGUAUUUUCUUCCUGACUCCAGAAACGUUUGUUUUCUUUUUCUGUCGAAAAAGCGGUUCUGUUCUGUGGUUCCUAGAUCAAUUGCGCAACAAAUUAUCAGACGAAGUAUAAUUUCACUCCUCGGCUCCGCGGACCAGCAGUCUCCACGGCCCAUAGUUUGAGAAAGGCAGGCCUAGCGUUGGAACCCGACGGCCCCCAGCACUUUAGGAGGAGAGAUGACAGCAGUCAGAGGAGUGAGACUAUUCAGAAUGGGAUGCUAUGCCACUCGGCAGAAUCCAACGCUGAAAACACCCCGAUUCCUCCAGCUACGGGAGUUCCGCGUAAAUGGAGUUCACCGGCAGCAACCCUUUGACUCCUCAGCGGAAAAGCCACAGUUUCCUGGAGCAUCUGCUGAAUUUGUCGAUCAGCUGGAGUUCAUCAAGCCCAAUGUAAUCUCGGGGAUUCCUGUGUACAGAGUGAUGGACAGACAGGGACAGAUCAUCAACCCCUCAGAGGAUCCACAGCUGACUAAAGAGCAGGUCUUGAAUUUCUAUCAGAAGAUGACAUUACUGAACACCAUGGAUCACAUCCUGUAUGAAUCUCAGAGACAAGGUCGUAUCUCAUUCUACUCGACUAACUAUGGUGAGGAGGGAACACAUAUUGGAAGUGCUGCAGCAUUGGAUCCCAAUGAUCUUGUCUUUGGCCAGUAUCGUGAAGUUGGUGUCCUCAUGUACCGUGGCUUCCCAUUGGACCUGUUCAUGGCACAAUGCUAUGCAAAUGCUGAUGACCUCGGGAAAGGCAGGCAGAUGCCAGUCCACUAUGGUAGCAAAGACCUGAACUUUGUCACAAUCUCUUCUCCGCUGGCAACUCAGAUUCCACAAGCUGCUGGGGCCGCCUAUGCCUUGAAGAGGGAGAACGAUAACCGCGCAGUCAUUUGCUAUUUCGGAGAGGGGGCAGCAAGUGAGGGUGAUGCCCAUGCUGGGUUCAACUUCUCGGCCACACUGGAGUGUCCGCUCAUUUUCUUCUGCCGUAACAACGGAUAUGCCAUCUCUACACCUACCAAUGAGCAGUACAGGGGUGAUGGCAUUGCUGCUCGUGGCUCUGGCUAUGGGAUGAUGUCCAUCCGUGUAGACGGCAAUGAUGUCUUUGCAGUUUACAAUGCAACAAAGGAGGCUCGUCGCAGGGCCGUUGCUGAGAACCAGCCCUUCCUUAUAGAGGCUAUGACAUAUAGGAUUGGUCACCAUAGCACUAGUGAUGACAGCUCUGCAUACCGCUCAGUGGAAGAAGUGAACUACUGGGACAAGCAAGACAACCCCAUCUCACGCCUGCGUCACUACAUGAACGCACGCAACUGGUGGGGUGAGGAAGAAGAGCGAACCUGGAGGAAACAGUCUCGCAAGCUGGUCAUGGAAGCUUUUGAGAAGGCUGAGAGGCGGCUGAAGCCCAAAGUUGACCUGCUCUUCUCAGACGUGUAUCAGGAAAUGACUCCCAACUUGGAGAAGCAGAAGGAUGCUAUGUGGAGGCAUAUUCAGCAGUACAAAGAGCAUUACCCAAUUGACCUUUAUGAGAAAUAAAAUAGCUGGACUAAGUUUGGAAUAUUAGGACAGGUAUGUUGGUUGAAAAAUUGUAGUGAUUAUAUAUGUGUGUGGGUGUGGGUUAUAGCAUCAUGAGAAAUGCUGGACCAGAUGGUUGAGAAUGGGAUGGUGUUCACGUUCUCCACCAGGGGCCUCAAAAAUAUUGUAUUUUAGUGCCUUGAAAUGCAUUGCAGCUUUUCAAAUCUGGAAUGACUGCUCAUCACAAAUAGAAACUUGGUUGUCGCUUGUGUGUUUGUGUUGUCCUUGUGUACCUUGUGUAUCUCUUUGUUUUACAUUCUACGCAGCCAGUAGCCACAAGUGGAAAGGAGAUGUUGGCAUAGUGAAGCAUUUAACUGUUACAUAAAUGCUGUGGUCCUCAUAUCUUUUAUAUUAGUUAUUUAUUCUACUCUUGGUUGUUUAUGAGGUGUUUCGGAAACACAACUCCAAGGUCUCAUUUGACAACUUUGUAGACAGCAAAAGCUUUGUCUUUCUAAUUGCAGUGUCACAUCUAUCCUGCUUUUUCCUCAUUCUUCAACCAGUCUGACAAGUUUUUAAAGUAACACUGAAUUUUUUUUUUUUAUUAAUGGGGUUUCAUUUCCUGUUCAACUUUCCAUAGACACAUUAUUUAGUCUUUGGCCUUCUGAGCUAAGAAAAAAAAAAACAUUCUUACUGAAAAAUUCAGUAAGAAUUUUUGGAUUGUUAUUUUUUUUCCAAAUUGAAAUUUUUGCAAUGCCAAUCACAUAUCAGCAUUGUUUAUAUUCUAUUAUAUUCUUUGUUUGUGAAGUGAUAGAAAAUCAACUCUAACUUUGUAACUUUAGCUUGAACAAAGUAACAGGCCAUUGGCAAGACAUAUUUGUAAUCUUGGUGCAUUUUGGUUUGAGGUUUAAAACCACUACAUAUAGGGAUGGGGAUUAACAGUAGCUGUGACUUUUCGGAAUAAAUGACAUUCUAAAAUA